UUCUUUGGUCCUACAGGUCACAUGGUGAAUGGAUCCGCCCGCUUUCCAAUCUACCGUUUGUGGAGCACUUGCUGGCGACGUGUUGACGUCCAAGGGAGUAAGGAGCGGGAGAUGAUUGUGGGGGCCCGGUGCUUUGGGGGUUCUUUACCUGAAGGGGAUUUACCGUUAUUGAAAAUGGUUAUAGUUGGAUGGACAAUGUUUGAAAGGCAAACUUGAUUUGCCACCUCUUACGCUUGACAGGGAAAAACUAGUUCCAGCAAGUGUGCUGCUGGAAGGAUGGCCACUUCGUUUGUUCCUGUGCCUUUACCAGUAGGGAAUUCAUCUUCUGGAACAGCUACAAGUAGAAGUCGUAGAAGCUCUUCACUUCAGUCUUUGGACAGUGUAUCCAGUUCAAAUUCGUCAAAAGGUCAAGUUGCCGAUUUGCAUUCUGGUGGAUUUAGAAAGACAGUUACCUCUGAGCACCUAGCUUCCACAAACUUGACAAAUAAUAGUCCUUUACUACGAACUAAGCUCAAUGGCGUAAACUCAUCUAUUGAAUACUCUUCUAAACCUCUGGAGUCUGAGAAAGAAACUGAAUCAACAAACUGGGAAGAGAGACCUGCUACACCUACUAUGUUGGGAUAUGAAGUUAUGGAAGAAAGGGCGAAGUUCACAGUUUACAAGAUACUUGUGAAAAAUCAUCUAGAUGAGAACUGGGUGGUUUUUAGGCGUUAUACAGACUUUUCACGCCUGAAUGACAAGCUGAAGGAGAUGUUUCCUGGCUUUCGUCUUGCACUUCCUCCCAAACGUUGGUUCAAGGAUAAUUAUGACCCUAACUUUCUAGAAGACCGACAAUUAGGACUGCAGGCAUUUCUGCAAAAUCUUGUAGCGCACAAAGAUAUUGCCAACAGCACUUCAGUGAGAGAGUUUUUAUGUCUGGAUGAUCCACCAGGCCCCUUUGACAGCCUAGAAGAGAGUAGGGCUUUCUGUGAAACAUUGGAAGAAACUAACUACAGACUGCAAAAGGAACUUGCUGAAAAACAGAAGGAAGUUGAGGCUUUGAAGAAAUUACUGGAAGAAAAACAUCUUCAUAUAGAAGUUUUAGAAAGUAGAGUAAGGGAAAUGUCCUUGGAACAGGAGAAAACACGCAGACCCUCUGGGCAGGAGAGUGAAUGUAGUGGAGAAGUUGAGUCUUCUGCAGUAGAAGCUGACCAAGCUGUGUUAGAGCAUAACAGUUCUGGAAUGGAGUCUGAUAAAGAACAAGCUGGAGUCUCCUGGAACAACCCUGUAACUGAAAUAUAUCCACCUGUGGAGGAAGCCCAAGCUGCAGAAGAAGACUGAUAGAACACCCAGCUUUAGCAUUUGUUAGUGCUGACAAUUAUUCUUGGUAAUAUAUUGCAAUAGCUGUAGCUGGAAUACAGCUCAAAGCUAUGAAUCAACAUGGUUUCUACAAUUUGUGUAUGUUUUUAGAAUUCAUUGUUCCUGAAAUAGCCAAGGGAAUUGCUCUGUCUAAAAAUAAAUAUUUCAAUAUAUUUUUUGCCUGAUGCAACAAAGUAGAUUCUAUUGCAAAAAACAGAUUUAGUAGGCCCUGAAUUUUGCAAAUUUGUGUGCUUGUAGUACUUGCAGACUAUUUCUCUGCAGAUGAAUUGGGCUGAUUCUAUGGUGAAGCCAUUCAGUUUUAUUUGUACAAUAAUUUUUUCUGUAAGCUGCAUUCAGUUUCCAUCCAGAAAUAUAGACAUGGAUAGUUUGGUUAAAAUGCAUUACUGUAAAUUCAAGUACGAUGACCAUUUCACUAAUCAAGCUGUAGUUACCGAGCAGCAUCAAAGCCAAUUUUUUUCCUGAUGUUAACUAAACUGAACUUUAAAUAUUCCACAUUAUGUUUACUUUUUAAUGUCAUUGGGUUUCUCAAAAAAAAUAAUGGUUUGAUUGGGCAUCACUGUGGCUUAGGUGAAAGCAAUUGAGCCUUAUUUAAGCUGCACAAAUUGUUUUAUCUAAUUGACAGCACUUAAUCUCAUUUAGUUUUGUUCCCAAAAUUUGUCUGUUAAACAGAUUUUUGUUUAGAUCAGAAGCCAAAAUGUACCUGUUAAUUUUGUCAGUUUUACAACUAGCUGAAGUCAUAAUCACAGUGGGGUUUUUGCUGUCCUGUAGAAUAUGACACAGUAAUUUACAAUUUAUGACCAGUUGUGACUGUUCACUAAGCCAUGGCGUAGACUAUGCAUUUGAAUUUUGUCAAGUUUCAUUGGCAAAAGAUAUUUUAGUUUUUGAGAUGCCUUUUUAUGUUAUUACAAUCAAAAUUGCAUGUCUUGAUUGCUCCAAGUGCCUUGUUUUUCUAGAUUUGCAAGAGAUGUAACAUGUCAGUUUUUACUUAACAUAUAUCUGUUACUGAUAGUCUGUAGCAUGUGUUUGGGUUAUGAAGUUUGGAUGAUGUAGGUUUUUUGAAUAUUUAUACCAGAACUGCGUGAUUUCAUAUUAGGAAUCUUUUAAUUUAUGCUAGUAAUUCUAAGUUCUGUAGCCCCUAAAGAUGAAAGUUAACUGAUUGGAUGCUUUUAACUUUCCGCUUGCAUUAAUGUUUGGUCAUGUGUAGGUAUAUAUUUGUGUGAUGUGCCAAAUUUAUGGAGAUUUUAUGCAUGACUUAAAUUGCAGCAUAUUACGACGGGGCUACCCCAUCACAUCAAGAACUUUUGUGCAGAAAGAAAUACAGCUUUCUGAAAAGGGGAAACUUAUGGGAUUUAAUUUGCAUGGUUGCAUUUGUGGAAAAAUGUUUUUUAUAAAUAAAGUUUUUUCCCAUUUA
Messenger RNA from Carcharodon carcharias (great white shark), 2770 nucleotides. It is a transcript of the gene snx16, whose product is annotated as sorting nexin 16. Gene Ontology annotation, biological process: endosome to lysosome transport; early endosome to late endosome transport; protein targeting to lysosome. The transcript is spliced from 9 exons. The record is from RefSeq and is a predicted model, not a curated record. Bases 277 to 1320 code for a protein of 347 amino acids. Gene Ontology annotation, molecular function: phosphatidylinositol binding. NCBI's taxonomy places the organism in Eukaryota, Metazoa, Chordata, Chondrichthyes, Lamniformes, Lamnidae. Gene Ontology annotation, cellular component: extrinsic component of endosome membrane; late endosome; early endosome.